Grosmannia clavigera kw1407 is the source of this 1473-nucleotide messenger RNA. Its product is annotated as mitochondrial substrate carrier protein. Bases 1 to 1473 code for a protein of 490 amino acids. The transcript is spliced from 8 exons. The record is from RefSeq and is a predicted model, not a curated record. Lineage: Eukaryota; Fungi; Ascomycota; Sordariomycetes; Ophiostomatales; Ophiostomataceae.
AUGAGCAGCCCAGACGACGUCGAAAGGCGACCGAUUGUCCACGAGGAGACACCAUUGCUGCGCGCAGACACUGGCGCCGAUGCAGCAACCGAGGACGAGGGCCGAAAGGAAGACAUCGAGCGCACUCCCGCUCGAUGGUACGUCUGGAGGGCACUUUGGGCCGUUGCAGCCGCUGUCGUGGUGGCCCUCUUUGUCAAGGGGUGGAUCAACGCGGGCGGCGACGUUGAUUUUGAUCUGAAGGGUGCCCUCAAACGAGCACUCGGGGGUGGUUUAAGCGGCGCAGCAGCCAUGAUCCUGCAGGUUCUGCUUCUCAUGCCGCUUCGAACGAUUAUGAACUACCAGUACCGCUUUGGACAUUCAUUCACCGCUGCCAGCCGGAUACUGUACGAGGACGGAGGAUACGGCCGGUACUACCAGGGCCUUGGUGCUGCCCUCGUCCAAGGACCUGUCUCGAGAUUUGGAGACACAGCAGCCAACGCUGGAAUUCUUGCGUUACUGCACUCCAACUCGUACCUGAAGGACCUGCCCUCCUUCAUCCAGACCGUCUUUGCAUCUCUAUGUGCCGCCUGUUUCCGGAUGACUCUCACCCCCAUCGACACUCUCAAGACAACCCUGCAAGCACAGGGUGCUCGUGGAACGAACCUGCUUCGCCAACGGAUCAAGACGGACGGUGUGGGCAGUCUUUGGUGGGGUGCGAUAGCCACUGCUGCGGCUACGUUUGUGGGACAUUAUCCCUGGUUUGCUACCUACAAUUUUCUGUCCGGGGCCAUCCCCGAGCCCGCAAAACACCCCAUAAUCGUGUGGCUUUUACGCCUCGCGUUUAUCGGCUUCAUUGCCUCCAUCAUAUCCGACUCCGUGUCCAACUCGUUGAGAGUCGUCAAAACUUACCGCCAGGUCAACGAAACAAAAGUAUCGUACACCGAAGCCGCAAGACUGGUGGUGCUCGAGGACGGACUUCCGGGCCUUUUUGGCCGUGGACUCAAGACCCGCAUUUUGUGUAAUGGACUUCAGGGCCUGUUGUUCUCCAUUCUGUGGAAAGUAUUCCUCGACCUCCAAUCCACGUCUUACACAACCAACUUCGCCGCCAAGCAGGAGUCCUUCCAGGCUGGGCUUUUAAGUCUUUUCUCAGGAAAUACGGAGGACACCGAGGCAGACUUGUCCAAACUCUUCCACCCUACUUUCACACAACAGGACAACGAUGGCAUGCGCGACUUUCCCGCGUUUGUUGAACAUAUCCGCCAUCUUCGCAAAAUCUUGCCCAGCGUCUUUUUGGUCGUCACUCAGUUCCUCCGAGACGGAACGCAGUUUGCGGACAGGCACAUUUCUUCUACGACCCUGCCGGAUGGAACUGUUGGUGGCGCCGAGACUUUCAUGUUUGGUGAGGUGGCCGAGGACGGGCGUCUGGUAUGGCUUUCGGAGAUCGUGCGGCGGCAAGAGUUGACGGAGGAUGAGAUUAGGAUGUUGGAAAAAUAA